UAAGAAAUCAGUGGCAUAUAUUUUCCAGGACUUCAUGUGGAUGAGAGGGAUCCAUUCUCUUGUGUCGCACUCUCCUUCAGUGGCUUCUCUUCUUCUACCAUAACUUCAACUGCAUUUCCCUCUCUCCUUUUGUCUCAAAUUAAAACUAGUACAGAACUGAAGAUAAAAUAAUAAAAAGAAAUUUCUGUGAUGAUUAGAUAAAAUAAAAGAAAUACACACACAGUCUACUAACAAAAGAUUUUCAAUUUGUUUUUCCUCUUUUAGAUUUUAAUGGUGGAUAUGGCAGUAGUCGGAGGAAGAGCUGUAGCAGUUUCUAGCUUUCCAUCAUCUUCAUACUUUUGCAGGAAUGUCAAACCCUUAUCCUCCACAAUCUCAUUGCAAAUGGUUUGUAAAUCAAUAACUUUGCGUGGAUAUAUUGCUUGCUCAGCUGUGCAAGAAACUUCUACUUCCGCAGUUGCUGCUGAAACAAAGGAGGUGAAAACGGAGGAGAAAGAAGCUCCGGAAAAGCCAAAACCUGCAGCAAGAGCUGCAAAGGCUCCUGCAAAACCGCUGCCUCAGAUGAUGGAGGAAGACGUGAUCCCUUCACUCAAAGCAAUACUCGAAGCUCAAGAAGAUCUAUCCAACAUUGAACUAUCUUUCCAAGACAAUAAGUUGGAAGGUUCAUUUAUAAAGAAGGGCAAUAUCUAUUCCUUUUGGGCAUUCUUCCCCAAUGGAGUCCUCACAGGUCCAAAAGGGUUUUCAUUGUCGUCCUAUGGUUCAGAAGCAAGCACUGUGGAGCCAUUUCUGAUUGAUGAGAAGAAAAUCACAUCAAAGCAUGUUGUGUUCUGGAUUGAAAAGCGCUUGGCAGCUCAAGGAAUCAUUCCCGUGUGGCAAGAAUAAUCUCUUCACUUCAUAAAUUUGUAGAUUCAUUCAAAGUCAUGUAUAACAUUUUUGUUUGAAGAUUCAAUUACGACCUGCCGAUUAAUGUAAAAAUUGCUAAUAUUCAAUUAUUAAGCCUCACCAUAUGAUUGACUAAUGAGCUGAGCAUUCCAUUGG
Pistacia vera is the source of this 1035-nucleotide messenger RNA. RefSeq lists its product as uncharacterized. The record is from RefSeq and is a predicted model, not a curated record. NCBI's taxonomy places the organism in Eukaryota, Viridiplantae, Streptophyta, Magnoliopsida, Sapindales, Anacardiaceae. Bases 271 to 879 code for a protein of 202 amino acids. The transcript has 5 exons.